AAACAAUUAAAACUAGUAACAGAUUUUCAAUCUUUUAAUUCAGCAAAUGGAGAAGGAUUUUUAUGUAUGAUUAAUAAGCUUGAUCCUGCAUUUAAGCCACCAUGUUAUGUAAUGAUCAAAAAGGAUAUUGGUUAUGAAUAUCCAGCUACAUUUCAAGCUAUAAAAGAAAUGAUUACUCAUACCUGUGAUAUAGCAGCUAUAACUACAGAUCUUUGGAUAUAUUACGCAAAAUCAGGUUAUAUCAGAAUUACAUAUCAUUG
This is a messenger RNA of Funneliformis geosporum, 260 nucleotides long. The record is from the annotation of a GenBank genome assembly. Lineage: Eukaryota; Fungi; Glomeromycota; Glomeromycetes; Glomerales; Glomeraceae.